Paraphaeosphaeria sporulosa is the source of this 595-nucleotide messenger RNA. RefSeq lists its product as uncharacterized. NCBI's taxonomy places the organism in Eukaryota, Fungi, Ascomycota, Dothideomycetes, Pleosporales, Didymosphaeriaceae. The coding region runs from base 116 to 523 and encodes 135 amino acids. The transcript has a single exon. The record is from RefSeq and is a predicted model, not a curated record.
CGGUCCUUGAGUGAUACUAACAUGGUCAAGCAGGCAUUCAAAGGUGUUUUGAAGCAAUCAAACUAGGUACUGCUGAGGGUUGAACCUCAAUGUCCCGCUGCUUCUGGGAGCUACGAUGAAGCUACUGCAGCUAGUCUGGGUCUGUGUUGGACUUCCCCAGAUUGUGCGCCUAGCGCUCGAUAAGAGACGGAAAGCUAUCAGCAGCCUCGUGGGAAGGCGUUUCUUAAGGGUCAGCCUUGCUGAUAACGGAACAUGCAGUAAACGUCACUUUCUGGCCUGCAAGCAAAGGUGCGGCCGGGUGCGAUGCUGGCGUGUGUUGAGCUCGCUGGCGCUCGCACUCGUCUCUGCUGAACAGUCUUGGGCACCAGCUAGGCGCCAACAGACCAGAUCGGCGCGCGUACCGCGGAAUGGCAGAGCGCCGAUAAGACAGAGGGCGUUGCUUUUGUGCGAGUUCUGGGGGCGCGCAAAGUCCCCGAACACCGAACGUCCCAUGGAAUGCGUAUGGGACCGUUUUGGACAGUAGGGCUGCGGCUGGGUGGUGGUCCUGGGGAUCAGCGCGCGCGCGGUGCGGUGGCCAAUCAUGCGAGCCACGUUC